AAUAUCACUACUUCAUCUGCAAAGUAUGGAAGUUCGAGACAAGAAAUCCAAAAUCGCAAAAAGAAACUAAACUGUACAGAUCUCUUUCAUGGCUUGGCUGCCGACCUCUGGAAACGCAUGGCUAUCGAACUCUGAGUAUCCAACGCAAUAGAGAAAUUGAUUGCCAUUUGACAACUUGACCAUAGGCCCAUCUGAAAUCCCUGGAGAACGCAAUUGUAAGCCUGGAACAUGCCGAAGACGCUGCGGGGCCUCUUUUGCGAAUUCGCCAUUCUUGUAUUCCUGAAUCUGCUGGACCUUGGAACCGACAUUGCGGUGUACUCAGAGGCACAGAUAUCACGUGACCGAUACAAAGCACUCAUCAAGAAGGAUGGCUACCUUUCUAAUUACACAAAAGGAUACCAAUUCUGCACCAAUUCUGCAUGGGACAAACGAGAUUACCAAGAUAAAAUCGAUAGCUUCGGGCGUGUUGUUGAUACCUAUCUGUUCUUUCUGUUCCUGUCUGCAGCGAUACUCGUCUGCUACAUAGUCGCCUUCGUUUGGUUUAUCAUCAAGUGCAAAAACGAGCAGCAUUAUCUUAUUGAGAAUCCAGAAAAGCUGGCAGAUAUCAAGUUCACAUUCGGAGCCCUGCUGAGCUUUGCCUUAAACGUCCCCGGUGCCUCAAUUGCUGUUUACCUUUAUUCCGAAAGAUGGGGCGCUAUGGGCUUCUUGUGCUGGGAAUGUGCCCAAGACCCAACAUGCAACGACAAGCGAGUAUUCGCAAAGCGCACAUACGUCGUUAUUGCCGCGCUUGCGUUCAAUUUUCUUGGCCUAACGAUCAUCAGCUUGUGGAAAGGCAUUACAACGUUUUACAGAUGGAGCAAAACAGACAAGGUCGAUUGCUGGCCCGUACGUGGCUGUGUGUCGUUAUUCGUCGGCUGUAUCUACACCGUCAUCAUGCUGACGCCAUCUUUAGGUGUCUUCAAAUACAAGUUCUUCAUGAUGCCGUCACAGAAAGGAAAUGUCUUCGCAGAGUUCACAGAUAGCCUGUUUAUGAUUGGUUUGCUUGGCUGGGUGAUCCUGAUGGUAGUUGGCUGUUGUUUUCCAUUGCUCAGAAUGAUCCGCAUUGGACCAAUUAAUAACCCGGACCGAAAAGGCUAUGGUGGCAUACCUUUAUAGGUUACUCGGGCCUUUUGCAACUGUUGUGAGUUGUGCUGGUUACUUUAUAGUAUACACAGGUAUGAACAUUUAGCUGGAACAAGAUAUAUACUUGGUAGACAAAUUAGAACAGUAAUACAAAAUUAGGCACGACAACUAGCAGGAAUUAGCUAAGGUUUGCUCAAUUCUUAACGCUGUCAAACUCGGUAUUUCUGUUCCUUACUUUUUAGCAGAAGAUUUAACCUAAAUCAGCUAGCAUGGAAUUCAGUUACAGGCCUCUCUUACUCCGAUAACUAGCUGUAGAAAGAGCAGUCAAGACCACUUAUAGAGGGGCAGAGGAGACAAUCGCCUGCGUCCCACUGCCAAAAGUGGAGCCAUAAAAAUGCUAAGAGAAUUCUCCUACGACCAUUUCAUCUGGGGUCGAAUAUUUUAGCGCAAUACACGAACUCUUCUCAUUUUCCCUUUUCAAGCCCCAUGCAUGCACAGGCGGUCCAAAAGAUAUUUAUUCAUAGGCUGUCCAAAAACGCAAGUUGUGCCAAAACUGCCCCAGAGCCAACCGUGGCUCUCAGCGCGCCGUGGUUUAAUGCAGUAAAAAGAACACGAUGGGUCUGCGCAAAAAAUAAUUGAAAAUAGAACGAGAAAGCGGAAAAUUAACAUCUAAAGUACAAUUGGUUCAACAGCCUUCAGAGUAUAAACAUCUGAUAAUUUCAAAAGUUAUCAAAAAAAUACAAAAUAUUGCAAGAAGUCGAAAAUUGGCCACUUUUAAACAUUAACUAAAAGACUUACCAACGAAACACAAACCUCCAGCCACUAGGACUUUUGUAUCCAUGCUUUUUAGAACGUGUUACCGUGCUUGCGAAGACAAUCAUAAACGAAUCACUGUCACCUUCUGUUUCUGCUGACAAUGAGCUCUCAAGCGGAGUUGUUGAGACUUUCUAAGAAGUAACUUCAAACCUUCGUCGUUGUGUGAAUUCCUCUGCAAAUUACGAUAGAAUGAAAAGAAACUCCCCCGCAUCGGUAACGCAAUAAUUGUUUUUUUUUCAAAUUUCGCUGAAAAAAGUAAAAAGGAAUUAUCUUCAUUUACCUUGAGUUAUUUAUUGAAUCAUUUAUUAUAUGUAUUGUGCAUUAUAAUUUAUUUAUUCAUAUUUCAAGACCUACCAAAGAAAGGCUGUUUACGUUUGUUUAUAGUUUGACUGUAAAGGAUAGCAAUCGAGUACUUGAAGGCAGAAUGACUGGCUUCAGAGGUGUACGAGCAGUUGUGCAAAGACACGACAGCUUCCAGACUGGUGUAUUCGUUGUAUUGAAUUUGUCUCUACCUAGCAUCCAAGGAUAGUUUUUGGACACCGAAAACCUAUGCUUAUUGAGCAGUGUCCUGGUCCUUCCACUCAAUGUGACCACACCUCGUAAUUCCUAUGCCUGAAAUUGCAAAGAGCUGGUGACCCUCCUCACUCUAGGUGAAGGUCAUGUCAGGGGAUCGAGCCCCAUACCCUUAGAUCUGAAAAUUCGCGAUGCUAAUCAAUGAGCCAUCUUGAAAUUUGCAUUAACGAAUAGGCAUCCGGGCCUGCGUCAGGCAUUUCACCUUUGGAGUGAUGCCCGAAAGUGGGAUGAUGGUAGUUUUGGCCAAAAAGGCAUUUACCAUGUAGGAAAUUUAAGGCAUUCCUACUACUGAAAUCAGAUUGUAGCAUAGGAGACCUUAAUGGAGUCAUCAACAUACAGUGAUGUCAUCAAUGUAUAAACAAGCAGUUUCAAGGCCCAUUUCCACUUCGUUCGGAUUUCGGAUUUCGGAUUUCGGAUUUCGGAUUUCGGAUUUCGGAUUUUGGAUUUCGCAUCCAAUCUCCGAUUUCCAAACGACGAACGUUUUUUCGACUCCAAUCCACACUUCCACAACAUUCGGACCAAUCUUUUGUAAAGGAGUCCAAAAAUUGACAAUUUUGGUGCUCUUUUCAAUUGUUGUUUAUCGAAAUCGAAAAUGGCUGCUUUUAAUCGACGAAGAUUGUUGAUUUUGAUGCUGAUGAGAAGAAGACAGCUGAGAAGAAAAGACAAAUACCGUAAGAGAUUUUGGUUACGACCAAUCCUUCAACAGAGGAAACAACAAGGAGAGUAUUUCAACUUGGUGAGAAAAAUGCAAUUGGCAGAUCACGAGAGUUUUUUUAAAUAUUUCCAUAUGUCUCCACGCUUGUUUGAGAAUUUGCUGCGUUUGGUUGCUCCUAUGAUCUUGAAGUCUGAUCAAAAGAGAGAAGACGCCAUCUUUGAAUCUGUGUGCACAGAAGUGGUGGUCGUCUAGAAAUGCAGUGUUCUGAUUGGCUAGCGAUAUCCGGCACCUUUCUGUUCGCAAUGCGAAUUCGGAUGAAAACAAAACGCGUCAAAUUCGGAUGCGAACGUUCGGAUGUGAUUUGCAUACGUUCGGAUGCGAACUGCAGACAAUGAGUUCGCAUCUGAAAUCCGAACGAAGUGGAAAUGGGCCUUCAGAAUGCCAGCACUGUUCGGAGAGAUAGCGUGAGAUAUGGGUGGUAAUCUAAUGAUUAACAGCCUACCUGUACACAAAUAUAUAGAUGAUAUUCCAGGGAAGCAAAUAGCAUUGCCGAUAUUGAUUAUCCAAGAGCAAAAGGGCGCUGAUUUCACUAAGUAGAAAAUUGUAUUAAAUGGAUAAGGUUUUCUUAUCAGGCCCACGGAAGAUCUUUUCGCCAAAAAAUAAAACAAAAGAAUGAUGACGUCAAUAUUAUCAAAACCAUUGAUUAUACAAAUUAUGCGGCUAGACUAUUUAGAUUCUGAAUCUCUCAUUAUACAGACGUUAAAAACUGACUGCGAUAAAAUCAUAAAAGGCAAAUCACUUAAAUCCUAAGCAAAAGCGUCUUUAAGAAAACUUCCAGAUAAACAUAUUACUAUUUCAAGCAUAAAUUAAAUGAUCACAAUAAUUUACAACAAAACAUUAAUCACGCAAUUUCAUUGCUAAAAACUUUCUUCUUUAUGACGCAUGCGCCUGUAUCUGAAUCAUUCUCUCGUAACCUGAAAAUGGCAAAAUCGUGAACUUCCGUUUAUAAGCGCACGCGCUUUGCAGCGGGGUAAUAGGGUAAGUAAGCCCAAUGCACGCUUGAUAUUUUCUUUGCUAAACACAUGCCCACCUUGUUUAAUAUUCCAGAACCUGAAGACCAAUCGCACGAGAGAAAAUUCUUUGUCUCGCUUCACGCUUCAAAGUGUACGCUUCAAAAAAUCGUUGCUUGAUUGAUGAUGAAAAUUGUGCUGAAAUACCUAUAGAGCGCCUUAUAAAGCUUGGAACGAAAUACCUAUAGAAUUAAGGGAGAUCCCUCGCUCAAAUAAAAUAGAAGGCGUGUACUACAAAUAAGAAGGGCGUGGUCCCAGCCCCAAAAGAUCUGAGCUUUAGUCACAAAAAUCCUGGAUCCGCCCCUGCUAUAGAAUUAAGGGAGAUCCCUCGGUCAAAUAAAAAAGAAGGCGUGUACCACAAAUAAAAAGGGAGUGGUCCCAGCCUCAGCCUCUGCUAUAGAAUUAAGGGAGAUCCCUCGGUCAAAUAAAAUAGAAGGCGUGUACCACAUAUAAAAAGGGAGUGGUCCCAGCCUCAGCCCCUGCUAUAGAAUUAAGGGAGAUCCCCUCGUUCAAAUAAAAUAGAAGGCGUGUACCACAAAUAAAAAGGGAGUGGUCCCAGCCUCAGCCCCUGCUAUAGAAUUAAGGGAGAUCACCUCGUUCAAAUAAAAUAGAAGGCGUGUACCACAAAUAAAAAGGGAGUGGUCUCAGCCUCAGCCCCUGCUAUAGAAUUAAGGGAGAUCCCUCGCUCAAAUAUAAUAGAAGGCGUGUACCACAAAUAAAAAGGGAGUGGUCCCAGCCUCAGCCCCUGCUAUAGAAUUAAGGGAGAUCACCUCGUUCAAAUAAAAUAGAAGGCGUGUACCACAAAUAAAAAGGGAGUGGUCUCAGCCUCAGCCCCUGCUAUAGAAUUAAGGGAGAUCCCCUCGCUC
Molecule: messenger RNA, 5102 nt
Organism: Rhopilema esculentum
Lineage: Eukaryota; Metazoa; Cnidaria; Scyphozoa; Rhizostomeae; Rhizostomatidae
Source: RefSeq, a predicted model, not a curated record